AUGAACCAGCAGGGGCUGUUCUUCCAUCAUCAGUUCUCACAAGAGCACGGAACCAACACCGCGCGCUCCAUUCAUCAUGGAACCCCCAUCACGGGGUUCCAGAAGAGGGGGAAUCUACUCAUUAGGUCCGAUGCCAUCGACUCCGAGGAAAAUCCCCAGUUCCAAAUCAAGAGGUGGGAGGAUUCCAAGGCCGAGGAGAUGGAGAAGUUCCCAGUCCAGCUCCAAGACCUGGCCAUUCACCAGCUGUUGAGAGAUAAAACUUCUAUCAGACAGACCCUGAAUGAGCUUCCAAUCACCUUCUUCCCGAUUUUGUUGGAUGAGGCCAUCAAAGGGAAACACAAAAAGAGGCCAAAAUUGAGGAUAGUGGAUUUCCGACCAGACUCUGAGCGAAUUCUGGCCAAUGAUGGCUCUCAGGAUGCAGCUGGAUGCCUGGCAUCAUCAGCCACAUGGAGGAACACCAAAGCCACCUUUACUGAGAGCAAACCCAGGCAGAGGCGCACACAUUGGCUGCCCUGGGAGUGUGUGGAUCUAUAUAUGAACCUCUCUACAUGCGAUCAAUAUUCUCAGAUCAUCUUUUCUUCUAUUCAGAGGAGGUUGAAGAUUAGCUGCCGUCCUAUGCGUCUGUUUGUUAGGAAAUUGUGCAUCAGGGAUAAGUCGUGUGAGUGGCUUGAGAACGCCCUGAUCUUCAUGCAGCUGGAAUUCAUUGAGGAGCUGGAGCUAGAUAUUCCCCCAGGUUUCCACUCAGAGGGGAUCAAUGUUACAAGAAAAGUGAAAGAGAUGACAAAUUUACGGAGCAUGUCCCUGUCUGUUCUCAGAAUCCAAAGUCAUGGCCAAUGGGACCAGGUGUUAUCUAGUUUAUUUUCCUUCCUCUUCUACGCCAAGGGACUGAGCCACCUUCGGGCAUUCCACUUGUCCACUUACUACAUUUCAGGCCAUGUGUACUACCUCUUCCGCUACCUGCCUGCUACCCUGGAGAUCUUAGAGCUCCCCUUCUGCAACCUGGAACCCCAGGACAUCUGCUGCCUGUCCCAGAGCCCGCAGGCCUGGAGUCUGAAAAAGCUCAAUCUGAGGAACACUUGUCUUUCCCGUGUGGCUCCCAAUGUGUUAAAGGCGCUGCUUCAGGCAUCCAUGGCUACCCUGCAGGAACUAGACCUUGGUGGCUGCAGGUUAGAGGAUGUCACAUUCAUGGCAUUGCUGCCCCUCUUAGGUCAGUGUGUCCUCCUCCAGGAGCUCAGCCUCUUCGACAGUGUCAUCACCAUGGCUACCCUGCGGAGCCUGCUCCAGUACCUGGCAGGGCUGUCCAAGCUGCAGCACGUGGUGCUACCUGUCCCUGUGGAGUGCUUUGAACACCACCCCAUUCAUGGACAUACCCGGGACUUGCGACCACAGCUGCUCCAGAGCGUGAAAGCCAUGGCCGAGGAGAUGCUGUGUGUCCCGGGACGGAAGGACUUGCGUUUUACCUACUGUCUCUCUGAAGUCACUCUUUGGAACUUGACUUCUGAGUCUCGGAUAUAUUUUCAGUCUUUGUUUCCUCAUCCAGAACCCUAA
Sorex fumeus (smoky shrew) is the source of this 1548-nucleotide messenger RNA. Its product is annotated as melanoma antigen preferentially expressed in tumors-like. Lineage: Eukaryota; Metazoa; Chordata; Mammalia; Eulipotyphla; Soricidae. Bases 1 to 1548 code for a protein of 515 amino acids. The transcript has 4 exons. The record is from RefSeq and is a predicted model, not a curated record. Gene Ontology annotation, cellular component: cytoplasm.